AAUCGGGGUCGACCAGCAGAAAAUCCAGAACAGCAUCUUUCAUCUUCAAGAUCAUACCCUCUCCACCCUCACCCCCCCAUAUCGCCGUUCGCUGCGACUGCAACCAUGGCGCCCAGUUUUGACACCCUGUCUGAGCAGGAUCUCCACGAAGAGGAGGAGGAGGAGGUUGACUUCUCCGAUCUCAAGGAGCAAUAUGAAGUGAAGCUUGAGGAGGGUUUGGACACAUUUGUUGUGAUCGAUGGACUUCCGGUCGUCCCCGAGGAGAGCCGGCAAAAGCUCAUCAAGUUCUUGUUGAGGAAGCUCAACACGGUCGGCCACACCUCGGAGGAUGCCGUCUUCAUGCCCAUCAACGACAAGAACAUGUCCGAAGGUUUCGCCUUCGUUGAGUACGAGACCCCCGAACAGGCCGUCGCUGCCGUCAAGCAACUGCACGGUGUACCCCUCGAUAAGAAGCACACUCUCGCCGUCAACAAGUUGAUGGAUAUCGAUCGUUAUGGCCGGGAAGGACGCAUCGACGAGGAAUACAAGCCCCCCACCAUCGAACCCUUCAAGGAGAAGGAGCACCUCCGCUCAUGGCUGGGCGACGCCAACGCCCGUGACCAGUUCGCCCUUUACCGUGGCGACAAGGUCGGUGUGUUCUGGAACAACAAGAGCAACCCCCCGGAGAACGUCGUCGACCGCGCGCACUGGACUCAGCUUUUCGUCCAGUGGUCCCCCAAGGGUACCUACCUCGCCUCCGUCCACCCCCAGGGUGUCCAGCUCUGGGGUGGUCCCGCCUUCUCGAAGCAGAAGCAGUUCCCCCAUCCUUUCGUUCAGCUGGUCGAAUUCUCGCCCGGUGAGAGCUACCUGACCACCUGGUCUGCCCGCCCCAUCCAGGUGGAGGAGGGCCACCCCGUCCUGACCUACGAGGAAGACGGAAAGAACAUCAUCAUCUGGGAUAUCGUCACUGGCAAGCCUCUUCGUUCCUUCGUCUCUCACGAUCUGACUGCCGGCCCUAGUGCUGAGGGCGAGCCCAAGAAGAAGGUCCAGUGGCCCGCUUUCAAGUGGUCCGCUGACGAGAAGUACGUCGCGAGAAUGCUGCAGCACCAGUCGAUCUCGAUCUACGAGCUCCCCCGGAUGAACUUGCUGGGCAAGACUUCCGUCAAGAUUGAUGGUGUUAUGGACUUCGAGUGGUCCCCCGCCACCGUUGUCCGCGAGGGUGUCAAGCAGUACGAACAGCUGCUCUGCUUCUGGACUCCCGAAAUCGGCAGCAACCCGGCCCGUGUCGCCUUGAUGAGCGUUCCCUCGAAGGAGAUCGUCCGUACGCGUAACCUCUUCAACGUGUCGGAUGUCAAGCUGCACUGGCAGUCGCAAGGUACCUACGUCUGUGUCAAGGUUGACCGUCACUCCAAGUCCAAGAAGUCCAUGGCCACCAACCUGGAGAUUUUCCGUGUGCGCGAGAAGGGUGUCCCCGUCGAAGUCGUCGACAGUCUCAAGGAUACCGUCAUCAACUUUGCUUGGGAGCCCAACGGAGGACGUUUCGUCGCCAUCACCACCGGCGAGGCCCCCAGCGGCACCGCCGUUCUCCCCAAGACCUCCGUCUCUUUCUUCGCCCCCGAAAAGAAGGGUGUCUCGGCCGGCAACUUCAAGGUUGUCCGCACCAUUGAGAAGAAGACCAGCAACGCCAUCUACUGGUCUCCCAAGGGACGUUUCGUCGUCGUCGCUACCGUUCACUCCCAGACCAACUUCGAUAUUGACUUCUGGGAUAUGGACUUUGAGGGUGAGAAGCCCGAGGGUGAGAAGGAUCUGGCCGCCAACCUGCAAUUAAUGAAGACCGUUGAGCACUACGGUGUUACGGAUAUUGACUGGGAUCCUACGGGUCGCUACGUUGUCAGCAGUGCUAGCGUGUGGACCCACUCGAUGGAAAACGGCUACAACAUUCACACCUUCGCCGGUCAGACCCUCGCCGAACACCCCACCGACAAGUUCAAGCAGUUCAUCUGGCGCCCUCGUCCCCCCACUCUUCUCAGCAAGGAGGAGCAGAAGCAAGUGCGCAAGAACCUCCGCGAGUACUCGAAGGAGUUCGAGGAGGAGGACAAGUACGCUGUCGACAUUGCCAACACAGCCGUUGUGGAGACGCGCAAGCGCGUGCUCAACGAGUGGACUGCCUGGAUCCGGAGGGAGAAGGAGAUGCUUGCGGAGGAGAAGGACGCCUACGGUGUGCCGGAAGACGUCGACUCUUCCAAGCAGGCCAAGGAUGCCCCUGCUGUGUCGGAGGACCAAGGCGAGACAGUGGUGGAGGAGAUUGUGGAAGAGAUCAUCGAGGAGAACGAGGAAGUCAUUGGUUGAUUGGGAAGCCAGCUUCGUAUCUAAUGUGUUCUAUUCCAUCCAUUUCCUUUUCUUUUUCAUUUCUUUUUAUCCUUAUCUCGCAUCUUGUCUGUCGAUAUCCUCGCCCUUUUUUCUUUACCUAUCCUCUCUGAAGUCCUCACACUUCAUCCUCUCUUCUUCCCUGUGAGACUUCAUCUGUGAUCCAUUUGGAUUGGUUCCAGCGCGCGCGUGGGGGCGCCUGUGUCUGGAGCAUUUCAAAAAAAGUGAAUAGAAUCUGUGUUUGCAUAUUUCUUUCCCGAGCGUGAGGGGAAAACUUUGAUGUGCAUGAUGUUGGUAGCAAUGAGAGAUGACAGACAAUGAUGACUACUGCAAUCAUUCAAGUUCAGUUUAUACCACUUCAUACUAUCUCAACCAAU
Molecule: messenger RNA, 2723 nt
Organism: Aspergillus neoniger CBS 115656
Lineage: Eukaryota; Fungi; Ascomycota; Eurotiomycetes; Eurotiales; Aspergillaceae
Gene: EifCb
Product: translation initiation factor eIF3 core subunit b
Exons: 4
Coding region: 106-2328 (740 amino acids)
Biological process (GO): translational initiation
Cellular component (GO): eukaryotic translation initiation factor 3 complex
Molecular function (GO): RNA binding; translation initiation factor activity; translation initiation factor binding
Source: RefSeq, a predicted model, not a curated record